Blepharisma stoltei is the source of this 318-nucleotide messenger RNA. NCBI's taxonomy places the organism in Eukaryota, Ciliophora, Heterotrichea, Heterotrichida, Blepharismidae. The record is from the annotation of a GenBank genome assembly.
AUGGCCUCAGAGGCAACUCCCUAUGGAGCAGGAAUGACCCAUCCUGAUGAAGCUGAAAGCAGGGCCUCGGACCCUUUUGAAGUAAACCUUCAGACUUGGGGAUGCUUUGACGAAGAAGGAAGUUUUGCCACCCCAAAAAUUUUCCUGUCCUACCAGAUGGGUUAUAAAGGUUUUACUUACUCCCCCCCCCUCCGUGAGUGAACAAAACCAUUAGAAAAAUCGCUAUUUUUUGCCCAAAAACCCACCCUCCGUGAGUGAACAAAAAUUUUUUUAAUAGAAAAAUUUUUAUGGAAAAAAAUUUUGAUAUAUAAAUGAUAA